This is a messenger RNA of Saprolegnia diclina VS20, 573 nucleotides long. RefSeq lists its product as hypothetical. The transcript has a single exon. Bases 1 to 573 code for a protein of 190 amino acids. Gene Ontology annotation, molecular function: metal ion binding. Lineage: Eukaryota; Oomycota; Saprolegniomycetes; Saprolegniales; Saprolegniaceae. The record is from RefSeq and is a predicted model, not a curated record.
AUGGCGGCAACUCCUCUUGGCCGAUUGGGUAGCAGUAGUACGGCGGCGCAGACACGCAGCGCGUGCCCGCGCGACCGGUGGCUCCCCGACAGUGCGCGCUCCCACUGCAGCUGCUGCGGCAAGGCCUUUGCGCUCCUGCGACGGCGCCACCACUGCCGCGUCUGCGGCGACAUUGUGUGCGGCAAGUGCACGACCCGCGUCCUGUUGCGGGACUGCGCCAUGCGCGCAGGCAAGUCGUGCGUCGCCUGCGCAAUCGUGACCGACACGAACGACAUGCUCGACUUGGCCGCCGGCAUGGAGAAGCGCCCGACGUGCCCGAUGUUUGUCGACCUCUUGCCGUCGAGAAAGUGGAAGGACGUGCACAAGGAAGUCGCCCACCGCGCGUGCUCGAUCUGCCUCGACGACUACCGCGGCCUCGACAGCGUGACCUCGCUGCCCUGCCACCACGCGUUCCACACCAAGUGCAUCACGCCGUGGCUGGCUACCAACGACGAGUGUCCAAUGUGCAGGUACACGCUGCCGCGCGACGUGUGCUUUACGCGCUCGGACGCGCUCUUUGUCGCGUCCGAGUAG